Messenger RNA from Auanema sp. JU1783, 1134 nucleotides. The record is from the annotation of a GenBank genome assembly. NCBI's taxonomy places the organism in Eukaryota, Metazoa, Nematoda, Chromadorea, Rhabditida, Rhabditidae.
AUGCCACCCGCCAAAAUGGGAUUUAAUCGGGUUUUAGAUGAUUUAGCAAAGCGCCAGCUAUUGCUGGACUUCCAGUUUGGGUCUGCCUCUAAGAAAUAUGAAGCGCAGAAAAACAUUGGAGCAGGCGCUUUCGGUAUUGUUUGCGAGGCAGUGGAAUCCACAAGCAAACAGAAAUUUGCUAUCAAGAAAAUCGGUCAUGCCUCUGCAACACCCACACUGGCUCGUAGAACUUUACGCGAAAUUCGCGUAUUGCGGUAUAUUAACCACGAUAACAUCAUACGAUUGGAUGAAAUUUUCCGAACACCCGGACCAUUGGGUACAGAUGUGUUUAUGGUCAUGGAAUUGAUGGAUGGAAGUUUACAUCAAGUCAUCUAUGGCGAGCCAAUAGAAGACACUCUGGUUGCUCAUUUCCUACUUCAGAUUCUUCUUGGAUUACGGUACUUGCACUCAGCAGGAAUUGCUCACAGAGAUUUGAAGCCAUCCAACUUACUGGUCAACAAAGAUUGUACACUCAAGAUAGCUGACUUUGGAAUGGCAAAGCUGGCUGAGAAGCAUCAUAUAGAUGAAGUUGAAGAGCAUUGUUUUUAUAUGACUCAACAUGUAGCAACCUUACCCUACAGAGCACCCGAAUUAUUAUUUGUAAUGUCUCAACAUUCAACGGCUGUAGAUAUGUGGGCAGUUGGGUGCAUUCUGGCAGAAAUGUUUUUACGUCGAGAAUUAUUUUCUGGAAGAAGUGUUUCAGUACAAAUCAAAAUUAUAUUAAAUAUGCUAGGUGCACCAGAAAAUCAUAUUAUUGAACAAAUUAAAUGCGAAAGAACAAGAAAAUCCAUUGAGAACUAUAGCGAUUCGACUUGCCGGUCAUGGUCUGAAAUAAUGAAAACAAAUGAUCGAAUUGUUCCAAAGAAGGCAUUGGAUCUGUUAUCGCAGCUUUGUGAAAUGGAUCCCUCACAUAGAGCAAAAGUAGAUGACACUAUUCACCAUCCAUUCAUUCAACAAUACAAGCCUGGAAUCAAACCGCAAAGAACGUGCCCAUUUAAAGUCAAAAUGGAUAUGGCAGCUGUCGAAUCGAUGAAUCAUCAAGAGCUCACACAAGCAUUGAACCAAGAUGUUUUGUCUCAUAAGUCUUAUACAUAA